AUGGCUUCUCUCUACACAGCCCUUGAUCCCACAUCACUAAUCCUUUCUCAAUUCUCAAACUCAUCCGAUCAGCCUCAGAUGCUUCAACUUUCUACACAGAGUUUGUAUAUGGAAAGGGGACCAAGGUACAACGAUUAUGCUGCUCUUAGAGAGUCAAAGCUGAGGAUGAGGUCCAUGAAACAACCGAUCCACGAGGAAUUCCAAGAAGAAGAGAUGGAAUUGGUCACGACCCCACCAAAGAAACAAGUCAAAUUUCAGGGUAAUCUAGCCGUUACGCCUUCUAGACGGACGACGAAAGGGUCGUCUUCUUCUUCCUCUAUUUUGACCCAGUCAGUGCCGGACUUUUCAUCGGCUUUGCGGAAGGAGAAUCGGAAACCGCGGGUUCCUCCGCUCCCGACGAUGAUGGAGAAGUCAUUAACGCCGCCGCUGAAGUCGAGGAGUGGGAAAUUUGAUGGGAUGGUUGUGGGGAAAUUGGGAGGAGGUUCAGGGAGCAAGUCGGUGAAUUCUGGGGAUAAAAGGGCGGCUGGAGGAUUGAUGGCUGCUAGGAAGAGCUAUGCAAGUAUUGAGGAUUUGAGAGGAUUGGCUUCUGAUGCAAGGAGUGCUAUUAUUGCAGAAAACAGGGGAGGAAAGAUUGGGAGAGGAAUUGGCAGCAAAACCAUAUUGGGUUACAGCAGACAGUAUUGA
This is a messenger RNA of Oldenlandia corymbosa var. corymbosa, 684 nucleotides long. The record is from the annotation of a GenBank genome assembly. NCBI's taxonomy places the organism in Eukaryota, Viridiplantae, Streptophyta, Magnoliopsida, Gentianales, Rubiaceae.